ACAAAAACAGAUUGGCAGGAUGACUAGAAUAGACUGAUGAGCUGCUGCUUAUCACCGUUAGACAGUACUGUAGCAUCAUGCUAAGCUAAUACAUUCUAAUUCCGGCUAUAUUACACCAAAUAUUGGUUAUAUUAGGUAUAACGAGUGAGGCUGCUACAGGCGGGUAUGGUAAGGCUAUCUGAAGAAAAGGGGAUAACAUCCACAUCCUAAACUGGAGAAUAACAGUGCUGGGCUAAAUAGUGAGAUAAAGGAAUGAGAGGCAGGCACGCAUAGCACUGCCACUUCCCAGCACAUUAUUCCUGCAUCCAAAUGAUCAACAAGGCUCUCUGACCAGACAUGGGGAACAUCAGGACCAGCCCAGUCUCUAUGCCAGCGAAUGGAGAAGACACCAACACCAGCUCUGACCCCUUUCUGAGAAACAACGAUACCCUGAGAGUCCUUUCUGACUACCCCUCAGCAGACGUUAGUGAAAGCCUGGUAGUCUUAUCUGACUACCCCUCAGCAGACGUCAGCAUGCCACUCUUCAGGAUAGGAGAGAGACUGAGACUCCUGGCAGAGGAGGGUUACUGGUGGAGGGCUCGUUCUGUCCAAACAGGAUAUGAGAACUACAUCCCUAAUAACCAUGUGGCCAAGGUCUAUCACGGCUGGUUGUUUGAAGGGGUGGCCCGACCCAAAGCAGAGGAACUGCUUCGUCUGCCCGGAAACAGAGCUGGCUCCUUCAUGAUAAGAGAAAGUCAAAAAGGAGUGUAUACCCUGUCUGUACGGCACAGGGUUAUGGUACACUAUCGUAUUAUCCGCCUUCCCAACAACUGGUACUACAUCUCUCCUGGUCUAACCUUCCAGUGUCUAGAGGACCUCGUCAACCACUACUCUGAUUGUGCAGACGGCCUGUGCUGUAUUCUCACCACCCCCUGUCAGGCUGUAACCAAUGGCAACCUCAACCUGGCCUCCCAGGCACCCCCUGUGGUGAUGCACAACAACUUCGACUGGAAAGACAUCAACAGCUCGGAGCUGACAGACCAGCCUCAUCGUUACCCCGGCAACAGAGACUCUAUGAUCAGCUUUGGCUUGCGGAACACAGUCUCCUCCUACAUGUCUCUGGGGGACAUGAGGAAGGAGAGGAAGAGCAGCAGCUGGAGGAGGCAGAAGAGGAGGAGCAGUGUGUGUGUACCUCCCGGUAACGGUCACGGACUCAGCACUACAGCACUGGAAGAGGAAGAGGGGGAGUACGCACAAGCCAUCCACCUGAACUCUUAAGACUGGAUAUGGGCUUAAAUGUAUAGAGAGGACAUAUCCUGCUGUAUAGAGAGGACAUAUUCUGCUGUAUAGAGAAGACAUAAUCCUGCUGUAUAGAGAAGACAUAAUCCUGCUAUAUAGAGAAGACAUAAUCCUGCUAUAUAGAGAAGACAUAAUCCUGCUGUAUAGAGAAUACAUAAUCCUGCUG
Messenger RNA from Salvelinus fontinalis (brook trout), 1444 nucleotides. RefSeq names its product src-like-adapter. Lineage: Eukaryota; Metazoa; Chordata; Actinopteri; Salmoniformes; Salmonidae. The coding region runs from base 337 to 1257 and encodes 306 amino acids. The transcript has 7 exons. Gene Ontology annotation, molecular function: protein binding. The record is from RefSeq and is a predicted model, not a curated record.